AUGUCUACCUCGUCUUCUGCCACACACCGUUUCUUUGUCUACGCUCCAGACAAGACAGAACCGGGCACCCUCGAGCGAAGAUUGUCCGUCCGGGAAAAACAUCUCGUCGGUGCAAAAGUCAGCCAUGAGAGUGGCUUCAUCCGCAUUGGCGGUGCUGUCACAACCCCAGAUGCCAUCACCAAUCCAGAUGCGCCAAAGAACAUGGUCGGAUCUACUUUCCUUUUUGAAGCAGAGUCGAUUGACCAAGUGAAGAAAUACAUCGAAAAUGAUAUUUACUACACAUCUGGUGUUUGGGAUCCCGAAAAGAUCGUCAUCUUGCCAUUUUUCAGUGCAUUCCCUCUUCCAUAA
This is a messenger RNA of Psilocybe cubensis, 348 nucleotides long. RefSeq lists its product as uncharacterized. Bases 1 to 348 code for a protein of 115 amino acids. The transcript is spliced from 4 exons. The record is from RefSeq and is a predicted model, not a curated record. Lineage: Eukaryota; Fungi; Basidiomycota; Agaricomycetes; Agaricales; Agrocybaceae.